AUGUGUGCAGAUGCGUCCACUAUAUGUGGCAUCCCUACGAAAUAUGUGUCGCUCUGCACGCUCGUCCUCCAGAAUUCCACCCUCGUCCUUGUCAUGCGAUAUUCCCGGAUCCUACCAGGUCCGAGAUAUUUGAGUUCCACCGCCGUCGUUCUGUCCGAACUCUUGAAAUGUAUUAUCUGUUUGUCCGUUCACAUCCGUGAACAAUUCACCCAGUCGCAAUAUACUCCAUUACCCACACUUUCGGACGAGGCUGGCCCGGCGUCAAGUCCCCCGAGGUACGGUCUCCAACAACUAUGGAAUGAUUUGUUCAGUGCCAAAAGUGGCUUCUUGAAACUGCUCAUCCCAGCAAUCCUCUACACUCUUCAGAACAACCUGCAAUUUGUCGCCGCCUCCAACUUGGAUGCGGCCACUUUUCAGGUCACCUACCAAUGCAAGAUCUUGACCACUGCAUUAUUUGCUGUGUUGAUGCUCGGGCAGAGUCUCUCCUGGAGGAGGUGGCUUGCCUUGGUCAUCCUCACUGCUGGUGUAGCAUGUGUCCAGAUACCCUCUUCUACGACACCGUCGCACGCUCGUCAGGGUAAUUAUCUCCUUGGUAUUUCGGCUGUUACGGUGGCUUGUGUGUGCUCCGGUUUUGCAGGCGUCUACUUUGAAAAGGUGUUGAAAGGCGGUCAACAUGGGUCUAUAUGGGUUCGGAACAUCCAACUUAGUGUUGGCUGCCUAGGCAUUGCCCUAGCCGGCGCAUUGGUGUGGGAUGGGCGGGCAAUCCGGCAGGGUGGUUUCUUCCAGGGAUACAACGCCGUGGUGGUUGCAACGGUGUGUAUCCAAGCCGCUGGCGGUCUCAUCGUGGCCAUGGUCAUCAAAUACGCCGACAACAUCCUCAAAGGCUUCGCCACGUCCCUCUCGAUUAUACUCUCCACCAUUGCUUCGGUUUUCUUGUUUAAUUUCGUCCCGACUGUCUACUUCUUGCUGGGGUCCGUCCUGGUGUUUGUGGCUACAUAUAUGUACAGCAUGCCAGGGGCGUCGAAAAAUACCGACGAGACUACAUCUUUGGAUGAUUCGGAAAAGGGGCCGGCACUGCUGGUGGGACACCAUGGCCAUCCUGACUCGAACGUCGGCGCAAGACCUUUCAGCGAUGAGACUGAUCUCGAAUCAGGUGACGAGGGCAGUCGAGAUACCGCUGGCACCCACACCUUCGACGAUGUGACCAGCAGUCGACAUUUUUCGCCUUCAUUACUGUCGUCUGCCACCAUGGAGAAGUAG
Exophiala dermatitidis NIH/UT8656 is the source of this 1260-nucleotide messenger RNA. RefSeq lists its product as uncharacterized. The transcript has a single exon. Gene Ontology annotation, cellular component: Golgi membrane. Lineage: Eukaryota; Fungi; Ascomycota; Eurotiomycetes; Chaetothyriales; Herpotrichiellaceae. Gene Ontology annotation, biological process: pyrimidine nucleotide-sugar transmembrane transport. The record is from RefSeq and is a predicted model, not a curated record. The coding region runs from base 1 to 1260 and encodes 419 amino acids. Gene Ontology annotation, molecular function: UDP-galactose transmembrane transporter activity.